UAAUAAAUAGUAGACAAGGGCAAGCAACCAGAAAACAAUGUUAUUGUUUACUUUUGGCUUCAAUAAGAAACCGCAUCCGCAAAUGAGGCAACGGCCUAAACAAAGGGGAAAAUGGCAACUCUAAACAGUUCGCUUCUCUCUCUUCCCCAUAGCCCAAACCCGCCCAUUCUAACUGUCAAAAACGACCGUCCCUCCACGAGCCACCCACAAACCCACUCUCUCAUCGACCAAUGCACCAACUUAAAGCAUCUCAAACAGCUCCAUGCUCAAAUGCUCCGUUCGGGCCUCUUUUUUCACCCUUACUCAGCCAGCAAACUUUUCGCUGUGGCUGCUUUCUCAUCCUUCUCCAGCCUCGACUAUGCUCGCAAGGUGUUCGACCAUAUUCCCCAGCCAAAUCUCUACACUUGGAACACCUUCAUUCGUGCUUUCGCUUCAAGCCCAGAACCCAUUCACAGCCUUUUGAUAUUUAUCCGAAUGCUUUAUGAGAGUCUAGAUUUUCCUAACAAGUUCACUUUUCCAUUUGUUAUCAAAGCUGCUGCGGGGAUUUCUAGUUUGCCUGUAGCUCAAGCUAUUCACGGGAUGGUCAUUAAGGCCUCGUUGAGUUCGGAUUUGUUUGUUUCGAACUCUCUUAUACAUUGUUAUGCCUCGUGUGGGGAUAUGGAUUCGGCUUAUUUAGUCUUCUUGAAAAUUGACGAGAAGGAUGUUGUUUCUUGGAAUUCAAUGAUUACGGGGUUUGCACAGGGAGGUUGUCCUGAGAAGGCACUGGAAUUAUUUCAAAGAAUGGAGGUGGAGGAUGUCAGUCCUAACUAUGUGACAAUGGUGGGUGUUUUGUCUGCCUGCUCAAAGAAGUUGGAUUUGGAAUUUGGGAGAUGGGUUUGCCAGUAUAUUGAGAGGAAUGGGAUUCAUCUGAAUUUGACUCUGAGUAAUGCGAUGCUUGAUAUGUAUGUGAAAAAUGGAAGUAUUGAAGAUGCAAGAAGAUUGUUUGAUAAGAUGGAGGAGAAAGAUGUUGUUUCAUGGACAACUAUGAUUGAUGGGUAUGCAAAAGGGAGGGACUUCGAUGCAGCUAGGAGUAUAUUUUAUGCCAUGCCUAGACCAGAAAUAGCUGCGUGGAAUGUGCUAAUUUCAGCUUAUGAACAGAAUGGGAAGCCAAAGGAGGCUUUGUCCAUUUUCCACGAAUUGCAGCGUAGUAAGACUGCAAAACCAGAUGAAGUUACGCUUUUGAGUACACUUUCAGCUUGCUCUCAGUUGGGAGCAAUAGAUAUAGGUGGAUGGAUCCAUGUGUACAUAAAGAAGCAAGGGAUUAAGUUAAACUGUCAUCUCACAACAUCGCUUAUUGACAUGUAUUCUAAAUGCGGUGAUCUAGAGAAGGCGCUUGACAUUUUUUAUUCAGCUGAGAUGAGGGAUGUGUUUGUUUGGAGUGCCAUGAUUGCUGGUUUGGCAAUGCAUGGUCGUGGCAGAGCUGCUAUAGAUUUUUUUGUCAAAAUGCAAGAAGCUAAGGUGAUGCCCAAUUCUGUGACAUUUACCAACUUAUUAAGCGCUUGUAGCCAUACAGGACUAGUGGAAGAGGGAAGGAUGUUUUUUAAUCAGAUGGAAUCAGUUUACGGUGUUGUGCCUGGAAUCAAGCACUAUACUUGCAUGGUUGAUAUUCUUGGUCGUGCAGGCCAUCUGGAAGAAGCUUUUGAAUUGAUAGGGAAAAUGCCAAUAGUUCCGAGUGCUUCUGUGUGGGGAGCACUACUUGGAGCCUGUAGAAUCCAUGGGAAUGUUGAGCUUGCUGAAAUUGCAUGUGGCAAUUUGCUUGAGAUAGACCCUAGUAAUCAUGGAGCCUAUGUGCUUUUAUCCAAUAUAUACGCCAAAACAGGGAAAUGGGACGGCGUGUCUGGAUUAAGGCAGCGUAUGAAAGUUUUUGGAAUCAAGAAAGAACCAGGUUGUAGCUCAAUUGAGGUUGAUGGUAUCAUUCACGAGUUUCUUGUGGGAGACAACUCUCAUCCGAUAUCCAAUGAAAUCUACUCAAAGCUUGAUGAGAUAGUAGAUAGGCUGAAAUCUGCUGGUUAUGUGCCAAAUGCAUCCCACGUUCUGCAAUUUGUUGAAGAAGACGACAUGAAGGAGAAGGCCCUUAACCUUCACAGUGAAAAGUUAGCGAUCGCCUUUGGGCUUAUCAGAUUGGGUCCAUCACAACCAAUCAGGAUUGUGAAAAAUCUUCGUGUUUGUGGGGACUGUCACUCAGCGGCUAAGCUCAUAUCUAUGCUUUACAACAGAGAUAUAAUAUUAAGAGAUCGGUAUAGAUUCCACCAUUUUAGUGGGGGAAAGUGCUCAUGUAUGGAUUACUGGUGAAUAUAAGUAGAAUUUGGUUUGAAGAAUUCUCCCCUACUCUCUAGAAAAUGAUGUUGAUCCUUGGUAAGUUGUUGGAUGAAAAUAAGUGAAUAAAAGCAGAGAUAAAGCUCAUGGUCUCAA
Messenger RNA from Hevea brasiliensis (rubber tree), 2451 nucleotides. Its product is annotated as pentatricopeptide repeat-containing protein At2g29760, chloroplastic. Bases 112 to 2331 code for a protein of 739 amino acids. Gene Ontology annotation, biological process: RNA modification. Gene Ontology annotation, molecular function: zinc ion binding; protein binding; RNA binding. The transcript has a single exon. Lineage: Eukaryota; Viridiplantae; Streptophyta; Magnoliopsida; Malpighiales; Euphorbiaceae. The record is from RefSeq and is a predicted model, not a curated record.